This is a messenger RNA of Musa acuminata AAA Group (dessert banana), 2249 nucleotides long. RefSeq lists its product as uncharacterized. The record is from RefSeq and is a predicted model, not a curated record. NCBI's taxonomy places the organism in Eukaryota, Viridiplantae, Streptophyta, Magnoliopsida, Zingiberales, Musaceae. The transcript has 3 exons. Bases 148 to 393 code for a protein of 81 amino acids.
GUUCCAAUCCCUAAAACCCUUGGUUCCCACUUCGUGGCUCACGCCAUGGCGGAGCGUUUCGGUGUUCCCAGGCGGAGCUAAGAACCCGAAACCCUGCCGAUUCCUUCUUCCCCUUGACAUACGAAGAAAGGGAUUCGAAAUCGAUUGAUGGCAUCUCCGAGAGAUUCAGGCGCAGCGCAGCUCCCACCGGCGGCUUCUUCUCCUCCUCCGCUCCACGCCAUGGACGCCGACGAGGAAGACGACAACGUGAAGCAACUUAAGGAGUGCGCCACCCUCUACUUGUCCCUUCAGGAGUGCCUCGCCGAGACCAACAGGAAUUGGAAGUCCUGCCAAUCCUAUGUUCAAGCAUUAAAAGCAUGCCAUACAAGAAGAAACCCUAGUGAGCAGAAGUGAUGACUAGCUAUAGUGAAUAACCCAGCUGCAGCCUCACAACAUCAUGAGCACUCGCAAAUAUGAACAUACAACUGACUUAUAAUAAGCUCUAUUCUUCUGACUCGCAGCAGAUUUCUCUGUGAAUUUUUGUUUCGAGGACUUCACCACAUGAAACACUACUGAGUUGUUUGCUUGUUUCAUGAGUUCUCAUUAGCAAAGGGAAAACCAUUUGCACACUUUGAUUGCAACGGAAAUGAGACUUGCAUAAUUUGCUUCACUUGGCUAUAUUGAAGUUGACAAUGAAAAGUGAAAUGACAAUAAAUUGGUUGUCACCACCCCACUUAUUUGUGAACGAAUGAAUAAGGUAUCUCUAUCUGGGGGACUUCAACAAUUUUUUUGCCCUUUUAGUCUUGUCUUUGUUGUUCAAGGAAGAACCAACUUCUAUAUUUUGGCAAGUGAUUCAAAACUUUAGGAUUUAAUUUAAAUCAUUGAUGAGUUUGUUCUACUAAGUUUAUCUCUAUGACGUUAUAUAAUAUUUCUUGGGACCAAAUUCUUAAUCUGCAUGUACACUUCAUCUGUCAAUCUACGUUCUUUUUGUGUAAUUUUCUUUCUGCUGCUAUUUCUAUUCUCUUAUCAUUCUAUUACUACUGAAGUUGUAUUAUUGCGGGAAAGUCUUUUUAAUUCAAUUUAUUUAUCAAAAUUUUCAUUGAACGUAUUUGAUAAUCAAUAUUUCGGUAGAGAAAAAUAACUUUGAGACAUCAAUCAAAAGAAUACAUUUGUUUAGUUUAGAAGUAGAAAAAGGAAAAUGAAAGAUUAAUUUAGAAUUUUGAAAUAGGCAAAGAAGUCUUGGUGUGGUACAAGAGAUGAUGGAAUUAUGCUUCCAUUACUAGAUGUAAUCUUAUGCACGUGAUCAUGGGGAUGAACUAAGCCUUACUAGAGACGAAUCGAUGUUUGACCCACAUUAUUUGUCGGAUCCCCUGAUGACAAAGAGAGAAAUGCAAUUAAAUCGCAUUAAUUGGUGGUGGUUUGAGGUGGAAGAAGGUGAUAAAUUUUUAAUCAUUAUCAACAUUAUUGUUGGAAGGAUUUAUUCAGAUGCUUUUUCCAAGCAAUAACAAAAACAAUUCGAUAUUAUAAGAACAUUAUUUUGCUCAAUUUGGUCCCGUCUCAAAGAAAAUUCAAUCAUCAAGAGUACUUUUUUUUUUACUCUUACAUUGACAGCAGACCAACCCAUCAAAGGUAAAGGAAAGAAGUUGAAUGUAAUGUAUUGAAUAGGUAUUUUAUUUUUUAUUCAUCAUUCGGGUCAAUGAGUUAAACCAGAUAGUUAUAUGAGUGAAACAAAACAACUUAGAAGUUUGCAGUAAGAAGAUAAAAUCUCGUUGAAGUAAACAUAAGCAGUGUAAACUGUUUACAUCCUUUGCUUGGAAGCUUCGCUUUUGCAAUCCUUGCCAUUAAGUUCCAAAAAAAGUUGAUUAUAAUUAGGAAUUAGGAAGACCGACAACUGCAACUUGGCAGAUGCCAAGAGCAUAUGCUAGCAACCCAUCUCUCUUCCAAGGAAAAGGAAUGGCUCCACAUCUGCCACAUGACCAAAAACUUGUAUGGAAAACAAAGAACACAGAUGAGGAGAACAAGAACAGAGGAGAAAAGAUUUGGCUAAUGCAUGUGAUCAUAUUAUGUUUGGAUUGGAAACCACUUCUCCAUGCUAGAGAAGAAUAGGAUUUGAGAUCAGUUCACAGCAAUUACAUAUCACAAUUCCCAUUGUUUUCAUCUGAGUCUUUCCUUUUUUUGUCCCUCUCUGUUCAUCCUUUGAUCGCAGAGAUCAUAUCCAACUUCUUGUGAUUCAUCCGUCCUUCCAAAAAUCGCACGGAAAACAAGAAAAA